Leptosomus discolor (cuckoo roller) is the source of this 488-nucleotide messenger RNA. The record is from RefSeq and is a predicted model, not a curated record. Lineage: Eukaryota; Metazoa; Chordata; Aves; Leptosomiformes; Leptosomidae.
GCACGGUCUGUGACUGUGGAAGAUACCGCAGAGUUGUUGGACAACUGAAUAUCAAUGUUGCUCGUCUUAACACAUCCAUCAAGUUUGUAAAAAACGUUAUAGCAGGUAUCAGGGAGACAGACGAGAAAUUCUAUUACAUCGUGAAAGAAGAGAAGAAUUACAGAGAAGCCUUGAUCCACUGCAGGGACAGAGGAGGAACACUGGCCAUGCCUAAAGAUGGGGCAACCAACGCCCUGAUCGCUGACUACAUCUCUAACAGCGGCCUCUUCCGAGCCUUCAUUGGGCUGAACGACAUGGAAAAAGAAGGACAGUUUGUGUAUGCAGACAACAGCCCACUGCAGAACUACAGUAACUGGAAGGAAGGGGAGCCUCAUGACCCAGCAGGCCGCGAGGACUGUGUGGAAAUGCUCAGCACAGGAGAGUGGAACGACUCUGAGUGCCAAGUCACCAUCUACUUUGUCUGUGAAUUCCUCAAGAAGAGGAAAUAA